UGAGAGAGAUUUUAGGGUUUAUACAAGACGAUGGCUAUGGCAGCGUCUUGUUCUACGCUGCCGAUGAGAAUGUGCGUCGAUAAUGGCGCUCUCUCGUCACGGUGUAUGGCGGCAUCGAUGCGCCCGCGGCUGUUACCUCAAAUGCAGAUCACAGCGAAGCUUUCUCGAUCGAGAUUUCCAGCGCGCGCGACAUCGGCCGUAGAAGAGCCAGUUGAGGAGAGCAGCAUUGACGCAGAGCCUUCAAUCGCAACGCCAGUCGCGGAAGAACCAGCCGCGCCUGCGACACUGGCACUGCCACAGCAAAAGAUUAGAGUGAAGCUCCGGGCCUACUUUGGGGAAUACAUCGAGGAGGCUGCCAAGAUGAUCGUGGAGGCCGUCAAGAACACCGGAGCUGGGGUCAUGGGUCCGGUGCCACUCCCCACGGAGCGAAAGAUUUUUUGCGUGCUUCGAUCGCCUCAUGUCGACAAGGAUUCGCGAGAACACUUCCAGAUCAAAACCCACAAGAGACUGAUCGAUAUCAAGAAUCCAAACCCACGAACAAUCGAUGCGCUCAUGCAACUGGACAUCCCGGCUGGCGUUGACGUCGAAGUAAAACUUUGAUCUAUCUAAAUGUCUCAGAAAGUCUUGCAAGAACCCUAACCCUUAAAUCUUUGCGGAACAGUCCAAAUAUAACUUUAAUCAGCAUUA
Molecule: messenger RNA, 687 nt
Organism: Selaginella moellendorffii
Lineage: Eukaryota; Viridiplantae; Streptophyta; Lycopodiopsida; Selaginellales; Selaginellaceae
Product: 30S ribosomal protein S10
Exons: 3
Coding region: 31-600 (189 amino acids)
Biological process (GO): translation
Cellular component (GO): ribosome; small ribosomal subunit; mitochondrion
Molecular function (GO): structural constituent of ribosome; RNA binding
Source: RefSeq, a predicted model, not a curated record